AUGACGAACGCGCGGUUCGCGCCGCGCGUCGGCGUCGGCGGCGACGACUCGCGUCGCGUCGCGCGCGUGCGGUCGACGGUGGAGACGAGACGUCGCGGGCUCGAGAUCGUGUUCGCGCAGACGCUCUUCGAGGGCGGCGGGCAGGGAGAGCGCGCGACGGAGACCGCGACGGAGACCGCGACGGCGACCGCGGAGGUGACGUGCGUGUGCCUCGGGAGAGACAACGGGCGACCGAGGCGGUGCCCGCCCGAUUUGCUCGCUCGGUUCGCGGCGUUCGGACCGAGCUGA
Messenger RNA from Micromonas pusilla CCMP1545, 288 nucleotides. RefSeq lists its product as uncharacterized. The record is from RefSeq and is a predicted model, not a curated record. NCBI's taxonomy places the organism in Eukaryota, Viridiplantae, Chlorophyta, Mamiellophyceae, Mamiellales, Mamiellaceae. The coding region runs from base 1 to 288 and encodes 95 amino acids. The transcript has a single exon.